UUGGCUGGGCUGUAUCCAUGGCAACAGCCCAGGGCUCCGCCUGCACUCGGGCUGUGUCCGGGCGGAAGGGGGCUCUGGUGCUCUGCUCCAUCCCCCUGAGCUUCCUCCUGGAUACAGACUCUGGCCGAGAGGCGGUGACACGCAGGUGCAGCCGCAAACCCGCCAUAGGCGGCUGGCUGCACCUGCAGACAGAGACACCUGCAAGCAGAGACACCUGCAAGCAGAGACACCUGCAGACAGAGACACCUGCAAGCAGAGACACCUGCAGACAGAGACACCUGCAGACUCAGACACCUGCAAGCAGAGACACCUGCAGACAGAGACACCUGCAAACAGGGACACCUGCAGACAGGGACACCUGCAGACAGAGACACCUGCAGACAGGGACACCUGCAGACAGAGACACCUGCAGACAGGGACACCUGCAGACAGAGACACCUGCAGACAGGGACACCUUCAGACAGGGACACCUGCAGACAGGGACACCUGCAGACAGAGACACCUUCAGACAGAGACACCUGCAAACAGGGACACCUGCAGACAGAGACACCUGCAGACAGAGACACCUGCAAACAGAGACACCUGCAAACAGGGACACCUGCAGACAGGGACACCUGCAGACAGAGACACCUGCAGACAGGGACACCUGCAGACAGAGACACCUUCAGACAGAGACACCUGCAGACAGAGACACCUGCAAACAGGGACACCUGCAGACAGAGACACCUGCAGACAGAGACACCUGCACCCGUGAGGCUGUUCCAGCUUUAUUUACACGCACCACAUCUGAAAACACAAACAACUGGAAGUUUUCCUCUUGGGAAAACCUUCGCGGAAGCACGGACGACCUGCAGUCUGUUCAGCUCACCACAGGAUGACAUCAUCGUCUGACAUGUGGCGGGAAAAGUGGCUAAAUAAGUUUCAUGACAUGACAAAACCAAACCACAAAGUGAUCGAUGUAAUCAUGUUUUAGGAAUUAAAAGUGCAAUAAAAACCCAAACUUAAACCCUUCUGUAAAUAAACAAAAGUUUGUGUUUUUCUACAAGAACAUUUGAAUAAAUCAAAUUGUUUUUUACUGACAUUUACAACAGUUGGGUUUUAAAGAGGUUCAGUCUUAUCAAAGUUGACAUUUUUGUUUUAUAACUUAGGUUGAAGUAAUAAAACUCUUUAUUGAAACAAA
This is a messenger RNA of Oryzias latipes (Japanese medaka), 1180 nucleotides long. The record is from RefSeq and is a predicted model, not a curated record. Lineage: Eukaryota; Metazoa; Chordata; Actinopteri; Beloniformes; Adrianichthyidae.